AAACUGGAAAUGGCAAUGUUUAUUAGCAAACCAAAUUUAAUUUGGAAAUUAGAAGUUCCAAAAUCUUGCAUUUCGAAUGUACCAAUUCGACGAUCUGGAAAUUAUCAACCUUCUAUUUGGGACUAUAAUCAUAUUCAAUCACUGAAGAAUCAUUAUCCAGACGAGAAAUUCAUGAGACGCCGCAAUGAGCUGAAGAUGGAAGUGAAGAUUAUGCUCAGUGAUCGUAACAUGAAGCAAUUGGAGCAGUUGGAGAUUAUUGAUGAUUUGCAAAGGCUUGGAUUGUCUCAUCACUUUGAAGAUGAAAUAUACAGUAUUUUGAAUAACUUAAGUGACAAAAAUAGCAAAAGAGAUCACUUGUAUGCUAAAGCUCUUGAAUUCAGGCUCUUGAGACAACAUGGAUUUAACAUUAUUUCACAAGAAAUUUUUGAUGGUUUCUAUGACAAUACAACUGGUUUUGGUGAAAUUCAUCAUAAUGAGGACACAAAGGGGAUGUUAUAUUUGUAUGAAGCUUCAUUUCUUGCCAUAGAAGGUGAAAAAGAAUUGGAGUUAGCAAGAAAUUUGACAGAAAAACACCUAAGAGAAUAUUUGGCUGAUAAAAAUAAAAAUGAUAUGGAUCAAAAUUUGGUUGAAUUGGUGCACCAUGCCUUGGAGGUUCCACUGCAUUGGAGGAUGUUGAGAUUAGAGACCAAAUGGUUUAUCAAUUAUUACAAGAAAAGACAAGACAUGAUGAUCCCUUUCAUGCUUGAACUUGCUACCCUUGACUUCAAUAUUGUUCAAGAAACUCACAUUAAAGACCUAAAAUAUGUGGCAAGGUGGUGGAAGGAAACAUGCUUAGCAGAGAAUCUGCCAUUUGCUAGAGAUAGGUUGGUGGAGAAUUUUUUUUGGACAAUUGGAGUAAAUUUUCUUCCUCAAUAUGGAUAUUUCAGAAGAAUUGCCACAAAAGUUAAUGCUCUAGUAACCACAAUAGGAUAUGAUGUUUUUGGUACUCUGGAUGAACUACAAAUAUUUACACAUGCCAUCCAAAGAUGGAAUAUCAAAGAAUUGGAUAAACUCCCAGACAAUAUGAAGAUGUGUUAUUAUGCGCUCGAUAACUUUAUUAACCAAGUCGCUGCUGAUGCUUUUGAAGAGCAAGGCAUUUUCAUUUUACCAUAUCUAAGAAAUGCGUGGAGAGAUUUGUGCAAAUCAUACCUGAGAGUAGCAAAGUGGUACCAUAGCCAGUAUAUCCCAAGUAUGGAAGAAUAUAUAGACAAUGCCUGGAUUUCAAUAUCAGCUCCAGUAAUAUUAGUACAUGCGUAUUUCCUCGUUGCCAACCCCGUAAACAAGGAGGCAUUGCAUUACUUGGAGAAUAAUUACCAUGAAAUAAUUCGCUGCUCAGCGUUGAUUUUGAGGCUUGCCAAUGAUUUAGGAACAUCAUCGGACGAGUUGAAAAGGGGUGAUGUGCCAAAAUCAAUACAAUGUUACAUGAACGAAACACAAGCUUCAGAAGAAGAGGCUAGACAAUACAUCAGAGUUUUAAUUAGCCAAACAUGGAAGAAAUUGAACGAAGCUCAUGACCUAGCAGCACACCCCUUCCCUAAGAUAUUUGUUACGUGUGCUAUGAACCUAGCAAGAAUGGCACAAUGCAUGUAUCAGCAUGGUGAUGGCCAUGGUGGUAAUAACUCCACGACUAAAAAUCACAUCAUGGCGUUGCUCUUUGAAUCUGUUCCUCUAGGAUACAAACAUUCUUCAGCAGAAAAAGAGGACGACUCUAUGUUCAACUAUAAAGAGAAAUUCAUGAUCUAG
This is a messenger RNA of Solanum verrucosum, 1782 nucleotides long. Its product is annotated as terpineol synthase, chloroplastic-like. Gene Ontology annotation, biological process: diterpenoid biosynthetic process. Gene Ontology annotation, molecular function: magnesium ion binding; terpene synthase activity. The record is from RefSeq and is a predicted model, not a curated record. NCBI's taxonomy places the organism in Eukaryota, Viridiplantae, Streptophyta, Magnoliopsida, Solanales, Solanaceae.